This is a messenger RNA of Musa acuminata AAA Group (dessert banana), 2246 nucleotides long. RefSeq lists its product as uncharacterized. Lineage: Eukaryota; Viridiplantae; Streptophyta; Magnoliopsida; Zingiberales; Musaceae. Bases 190 to 1527 code for a protein of 445 amino acids. The record is from RefSeq and is a predicted model, not a curated record. The transcript is spliced from 3 exons.
CAGCGAACGUGGAGGACGCGUCUCCAUUUUGCUUCCUCUCUUUCCCCGACGAAGAAGGAAGAAGAAGGACCUAGAGACUUCCCUCCCUCACUCCUUAUACUCGAAGACUAUAAAUCAUCAGAUACCACAUCAUACUUGUCACUGCUUUCUCCACUCCACCCUCUCUCCUUAUCGGUCGAAAUCUGCAAGAUGAAUCCACCAUCAGAGUCUCGCUCAAGUCCUCAGCAACACCAAACCACUGUUCCUUCCACGACCGAGAUCCAGUUGCGGUCAACGGUCGAUGGCAUAUUUCAGAACUCAUGGGAAGCUGCAGAAAGAGGUGAAGUUGCAAGAGGUCACGGAACAUGUAGCUAUGAAUCCAAGUUGAAGCAAAUCCUACAGUUCGCCUUCAUUGAUAUAAUCAUCAGCUUAAUGGCAGUGUUUGCAGUUUUCAUAGCACAGCGAGAUCUGAAAGGCCAUGCAAACGAAUUGCACCUUCUCAUCUGCGGCUUCCUCACCACCUGCAGUCUUCUCUGUGGGGUAACCCUAAUGUUCUUCACCAUCAAUUUGCUAAGUCGCAAGAAUCACAGUGUCCAAAGAGGCCAGCAUAUGACCACCGUUUUCCUCCUCGUCAUUUCAUGCGCUCUCCUCAUCCUUACAGCAGCUGGUUUCUCAACUCUCCUCCAUAAACGCUCCAUGUUUCUGGCAGCCCUGCUUCCGGGAUGUUUGCUUCUCGGCACCCUCUUCUACUUCAUAGUCCACGCAGGGGAUGACCAUGAUCAGAAUUCCACAGGAUAUGGGAGCUAUAAAUCAGAGCUGAAACAUUCGUUGGGUCUCUCAUCCACUGUUGUCUCCCUUGCAUUCAGUGGGCUGAUAACUACUCUUAUUGGGACCGCUAAAAGUCAUUCGGAUCAAGCCCUUACCAUAAACACGAAGAUCUGCAUCUUUCAGAUGUUCUUCGCCGCCAUGUUCGGCCUUCUGUUGAUGCUGCUCAGCUCAGUCCCACCAAGCUUCAAGCAGCAAAGCACCAGGGAGUUCCUUACCAAGGUCCUGAAAGCACUCAGCUACUCUCUGCUGGGCUCAUUGGCACUCAUAGCCGCUACGGCGGCUUCUGCUUUCCUUGACGUCUUCCUUGUACUGGUUCUCCUGCCGACGCCAUUUCUUGGAGUCACUCUUUGGUUCUGCAUAGAGUGGCACAGCACCCAGAAACAGCCGCACGGACCGCGCACUACUACCAACGUUGGUCAUGAUCUCAAGCUCAAACUCAUUUCCAAGGUCGCUACUACCACGACAUCGAUCAGCUUCGGAGGUCUUAUGGGCGCCUUCUCAGGAUUUAUCGGCAGAAAAGGCAGUGAAUUGCAGCUCAAGCUCUGCGUGCUGGUGAUGUUCUUCGCAUUUCUAUCCAGUUUCAGCGUGAAGCUGCUCACUUUCAGGACUCCAAAGCCAGGAACUCUGAUGACAGUAAUCAAAAUCUUAAGCACUUGCUCCGUCUUGUUACUCCUAUUCUUCGCCAUUGUCGUCUUCUUCCUCGAGUUCUUGGGUGGCUAAACACCACGAAGAAGACUACUUACUAGCUGUCGGGGAAAUAAUGCAUACGGCAGUGGGCUUCCGUCAUAUCCUGAGAGAUCAGAUGGAAUGUGACCUUUGCAUUUGAUUGCAGAGUAAGUUUUUUUUUACUUUAAGAAGAAAGAUAGAGAAUUUGAUUACAGCAUCUGUUGUUGUCUUAAUUGCUCUCUGUAUGCCCACAUGACUUCCUGAGACUUGUCGGGUUCAUAGAGAUGUGGUCUAUAUGUAUGAACUUUGGUUUGGCCGGCUCUAUAAAAAUUCGAUUUUAAUUAAGUAUCUUCUAUUAUCUCUCUUUUUCCAUAUUCAUCCUUUAGUUCUUUUAUUUUUUAUAUUAUUAUUAUACCGUCGAUCAAUGUCUGUAGCCUCCUUCACAUCCUAAGCAUUAUCUUUUAUUUGGAGAUGGAUUUCGAAUAGUGUGUGCUCAUGUUCUUCCUCUACCAACCUUUCAUAAUGUCUAUUUUGUGUCUCACAUUAAUAUCUUUAGGAUUUUCAUACCCUUCUCUUGCCACCUCUGUCCACUCGUUUCACUGGUCGCUUACAGUACAUGCCCUAACAAAAAAAGGCUCAUACUCCAAAACUACAUGGAUUUUCCAUCUUUCUACAAUAUUUACAAACAGAUCGGUUCCAUAGAAUGUGUUCCUGAUGAACAUAUGUAUCGAUAAAGCAUGAGAUUGCAAGAAUCUGAUGGAAAAUAUGUUAGG